AGGCGGUGACUCGGGGCAGCCCGCACGGGCGGAAAGGGCUUUCCCCACUGCGCGCUCGGCAAGGCGCGCUCUCCCGCGCGCAGCCAGCUUUCCCCGGGUUUACGCGCCGCCCUGCCCGGCCCGGCCCGUGUCUGCUCCGCUCGCUCCUCCCCCUCGGGCUCCGAGACUUUUGCUUUCACUUUCCCUAAAGCUGUUCUAGACCCUCGAGGAGGAUCGGACGCCACGGUCGGCUCCCGCCGGCCACCGUGGGAACGAUGGCAGAUGAUCAGAACUGUGUUGCGGAGCUGGAAAAAGUGGAUUCUUCAAGUGAGGAUGGAAUUGAUGCGAAGCCAGACCGCUCCUCCAUCAUCUCAUCGGUUCUCUGGAAAAAGAAGAGAAAUGUCUCUACACGCCCAGUCAAGACCACCCGGGACCGAGUGCCCACGUACCUGUAUAACAUGGACUUCGAGAAGAUGGGGAAAUGUAUCAUCAUAAACAACAAGAACUUUGACAAAGUGACAGGUAUGGAUGUCCGGAAUGGGACAGACAAAGAUGCGGAGGCCCUCUUCAAGUGCUUCCGAAGCCUGGGUUUCGACGUGGUUGUGUACAAUGACUGCUCAUGUGCAAAGAUGCAAGAUCUGCUUAGACAAGCCUCUCAGGAGGACCACAGCAACUCAGCCUGCUUCGCCUGCAUCCUGCUGAGCCACGGAGAGGAGAAUCUAAUCUACGGGAAAGAUGGCGUGACACCCAUAAAGGAUCUGACGGCUCAUUUCAGGGGGGAUCGGUGCAAAACCCUGUUGGAGAAACCCAAACUGUUCUUCAUUCAGGCUUGCCGAGGGACUGAGCUCGAUGAUGGGGUCCAGGCCGACUCUGGGCCCAUCAACGACACUGACACUGAUGCUAAUCCCCGGUACAAGAUCCCGGUGGAAGCUGACUUUCUCUUCGCUUACUCCACAGUUCCAGGCUAUUACUCAUGGAGGAACCCAGGAAAAGGCUCCUGGUUUGUGCAGGCUCUCUGCUCCAUCCUGAAUGAGCAUGGCAAAGACCUGGAGAUCAUGCAGAUCCUGACCAGGGUGAAUGACAGGGUGGCCAGGCACUUUGAGUCCCAGUCUGAAGAUGCCCGCUUCAAUGAGAAGAAGCAGAUCCCUUGUAUGGUCUCCAUGCUCACCAAAGAACUCUACUUUGGCCGGUGACCGACCCUUCCAGCUGAGAACCUGCAAUCACUCAUUGAUGAGUCCAAUUGUUAUUUUUAUCAUUUUGAUGCUCUCAAAAUAUCUAGAAAUGUUAAAGAGAUUUUAAUUUAAGGGAAGUACAUUGAUUCAGCAGAAAGGAAGUUUCCUGGUAAUGUCUAAUAUUCUGGGUUUCUAGACUUUUUUUUUUUAAAUAAUUUUAUUCAUUGAUGGCUUCAUACUUUCCUUUUAAGGUUAAUUUCCUGUUUGUAUUUCUUUUACCUGGUCAUCACAUUGAGUGCAUGCUAUGAAAAUGACCUGAACAAGACUCAUUGGUGGUGGCAUUAAUGGAAAGUCUAAGUCUAGUUGAACUAGGCAAAGAGGAUUCCAGUUCUUGACAAACAAAUACAGCUGAGAAAAGGUAGCUGUUGUGUAGAGUGGUUGUUUUCAUUGACUUAGGACAGAUUCAUUUGCAGGCCUUCCCAGGGAAGUGAGAAAACAGUUAAUAUUCUAGUAUACAGGACCUAAUCCAGAAAACAAGCCCUUCUAAGGUGUUUUAAUGGAGAAGUGUCAAUACAGGGAAUUCACUUAAGCAGGUAAUUAAAAAGAGCCAAGCAGUAGGAAUCUGUUACCUCAUGUAUGACUGUGAGGCUAUGAGAGGAAGUUGGCUCCCUGUCCAUCAGUAAGAACUGUGGUAGCGCUGCCUCCUAGGAGCAAAGACCAUGGAGGGUUGUGGUAAACGGAGCCAUGCCGAGGACAAAGCCACUGUCUGAGAUGGAAACCAAGCCAGAGCUGAGUCAGACACCAAGACAUCCCCAGGCCUGUUCUCACAUCCUUCACCCGCGCCUCACCAGUCCAAGGUACCUGAAAGCAGCUAGUGAGGCCCCUGAGAUGCCCUGCGGUACAGAGCAGAGUAAGGCCUGUUGAACUGGGGAGUGAGGGGUGUGAGCUUAGCCCAUAAUGUGAACUUAUAUAACUAAGUCUCUUGUUCAUUUGUCCAUUGGUUUGUCGGAUCAUCCACACAGGUGCUAAAGAAUAAUCUGUUUCCACUUCAUGUGCCAAGUAAUGUUUUUAUAUUUCAAAUACAUCUGGAAUUCUUUCGAUUAUUCCAAGAUUUUUUUUUUCUGAAUAAUUUUUUUGUUACCUCUGAUUCUACGAAGUUUAGGGCAAAGAUCUUAGCACUUUCUUUUCAAGGUGUUUUCUUUGGAAUUUGUUAUGCAUUCCCUUUUUUUUUUUCAACCUAAUAAGUGGUUAACAAAUGUUCCUAUUUAUUGAUUAAAAUGUGCUUUAGUAACUCC
Messenger RNA from Onychomys torridus (southern grasshopper mouse), 2446 nucleotides. It is a transcript of the gene Casp7, whose product is annotated as caspase 7. Gene Ontology annotation, biological process: proteolysis; apoptotic process. NCBI's taxonomy places the organism in Eukaryota, Metazoa, Chordata, Mammalia, Rodentia, Cricetidae. The transcript has 7 exons. Gene Ontology annotation, cellular component: cytoplasm. The record is from RefSeq and is a predicted model, not a curated record. Bases 255 to 1172 code for a protein of 305 amino acids.